AUGCUCAGGCUUUACAUGUUAUCAUAUACCAUAAGUAUUGUUCUUCUAAUUGUGCUCAAUCUUGCAGCUGUGCAUGGUGGGAAUGGCUGGGGGGUGACUUGCGGUCCUCUUCAGAUCUGUGCUUUAAAAGGAUCCGCAGUAACAAUAAACUGCUCUUAUGAAUACCCGCUCCAAAUAAAUGGCAAAAAUACAGAAGUUGGAGAAACAUUCUGGUUUAUAAAACAAACUAAUUACAUGUAUGUGGAUUUGAAAACUGAUCCAACUUUUUCAAACCGCGUGCAGUAUCACUGUGUGAACCACGUUUGUCAGCUUUCUAUUACUGAUCUGAGGGAAAGUGACUCAGCUGAGUACAAGUUCAGGUUCACAACAAACUAUGGAAAAUAUACUGGUUUACCAGGAGUCACGUUGUCUGUAACAGAUCCACAGCUGCAGGUUAUUGCGAGGAGAUCAACUGACUAUCAGUAUCCUCCCAGGACUGAGCUAACAUGUCACAGUGACUGUCAGCUGCCGGAUUCUGUUUCCUACAUCUGGUUCAAGAACAAAAAACGAUUAAAAGAAAACAAAAGGCAUAUAUUGCAGCAAUUUGAUAAUGCAGAUGCAUUUUACUGUGCCUUGGAAGAAUACGCCAAGUUUCCAUCUCUCGCAGCGUAUGUUUCAACUAGUCUCUUUGUGUCUGUUUCUCACUUUGGUGAGAUCUUGGAGGACAGCUCAGUGACUCUGACCUGCAGGAGCAAUACUUACCAAACACCCCCCAAAUACACCUGGUACAAAAAACAUGGCAGCCAAGAUUUUCAACAACUUAGUAAAGAACAACAACAUGUCUUCAGCUCCAUCAAGCCCUCUGACUCUGGAGUGUAUUACUGCCUAGCAAAGUAUCCCAGAAGCAGCAUUUCUUCAAGUUUAGAAAUCAAUGUGAAAUAUGGUCCAAAGUUCUCCUCCGUGUCAGUGAGUCCCUCUGGUCCAGUAGAAGAGGGUAAACCACUGAAUCUGACCUGCAGCAGUGAUGCUAACCCAGCAGCUUAUUACUCCUGGUACAAGGACAAUAAAUUCCUUUCAUGGUCCAGAGAUGUUAAUUUUCCCUUCAUCACCUCUGAAGACAGAGGAAACUACCUUUGCAUGUCUGAAAAUCGCUAUGGACAACUCAACUCUUCAUCUCUGUUUGUGGAUGUUCUCUAUGCUCCAAAACUUGCCUCUGUGUCAGCGAGUCUCUCUGGUGAUAUUGUUGAGGGUAGUCCUCUGAAUCUGACCUGUAGCAGCGAUGCUAACCCAGCAGCUAAUUACACAUGGUACAAGCAAGAUGCUCCAGAUCUUCCCUUUGUGUUGAUGAGUCCUUCUGGUAAUAUCAUGGAGGGCAGUUCAGUGACGCUGACCUGUAGCAGUGAUGCUAACCCGGCAGCUGAAUAUACCUGGUACAAGCAGGAAGAGAAAUCGCCAAAGAUUUCAGGACAAAACAUCACCAUCAACAACAUAAAACAUGAGCACAGCGGAAACUAUUCCUGUAAAGUUCACAACAGAUUGGGACAUAAAAACUCCACGGUACAUGUGGCUGUUGUGGAAGCGGCAUGGAAGUCAGUAGUCACUGGAACAUCAGUUAUGGUUCUCAUCAUCCUCAUCAUACUUGUCCUUGUUUUCUUUUUGAUGAAAAAGCGAAAACCUUCAGGACCUUCAAGUGAACAUGGAAAAAGACCUGACACCAGUGAACAGUGUGAACCCCAUCAGUCAGAGGAGCAGAAGGACCUUCACUAUGCCAGUGUGCGAUUGAUGAGGAAUCCAAAUGAUUGUCUCUAUAUGAACACGAGAUCCAACGGAGCCUGUAGACUUGGGCAGGAGGAAAAUGAGAGCGUAGAGUAUUCUAUGGUCAAUUAUAGCCCGAGGUAA
Nematolebias whitei (Rio pearlfish) is the source of this 1878-nucleotide messenger RNA. RefSeq names its product B-cell receptor CD22-like. Bases 1 to 1878 code for a protein of 625 amino acids. The record is from RefSeq and is a predicted model, not a curated record. Lineage: Eukaryota; Metazoa; Chordata; Actinopteri; Cyprinodontiformes; Rivulidae. The transcript is spliced from 9 exons.